AUGGCUUCCACACAGCACGAUUGGCGUAACCCUACUCAUUGUAUUUUCUGCUCUACCUGCAGAAACGUUCGCGUAGACAUCAACCGAGAAGUCCACGCCCUGGCGCAUCAGGAAGCUCAAAUCCAGGCCAAGGCAGUUGGUAACUCGCCACAUCCCGCACCUCUACACCGAUCUCGAGUUAUUAGAAUCCCACGAACGAAGCAAUCCGUAACCAUCCAACUUCUGAAUCUACCACGCCCUGUCGCACCUGACGAGAAUUUGGGCCCUAUCAGAUUGAGAAAGCGAGCCCGUCCUUCUUGGUCAGUGCCUAAUCCAAUCGCGUCACAACUAGUACCUGCCCGAUAUCGUCGUGACGGCCCCGCUUCCGAGCAACGUUCAAUCCGGAACCAGAAUCUCCCCUUCCAUACUCCCGCAUAUAUUAUACCGCUGAGUCCCGAGACUCGACGAUACUUGCAACGAGCAAGCCCCACUGUGAAUGGACGCGUGAGAUCCGCCGCCACUACGCGUGCGUACGCUCCAAUGCCUGGAGCUUGGCCAUCCGAACUGGUCGAGACAGACAGUGCGGAAGUGUCUGCGUAUUAUAACAUGACCUUACCUACUCCCGCCCCACUUGCGACCAAUAUUCGCAAUGCCUUUAAUUAUCUGCGGGACUCAUCCCGUAAUCUCUGCACAACCUUAAGCAGCAAGAUCUUCCGUGCGCGUCAAAGUCCUACAACCCAGACACCUACGAUCCCGACACCAGCUCCUUCUGAAACUCCUUCUGAAGAUGGUAGACAAACUCCGAAGCGCCGUCGACUUGAUCAGGGAGAGAAUGGGCUACUUACCCCAACCGAGCUUGCUGAUGACGCCAUGGACAUCGAUGAUCCUGUCACAACCCUACCUACCGGCUCUACGAGCGAAUUAGAAACAUCACCGUCCAUAUCCCCUGUAGUUUCACCGAAUUCUGCAGCUGCUAGAGCUUCCGCUAGAAGAGCUACGCGACUAUUUCCUAACAAAUUUCCUAACAAAAAGAAACUUGUCUCCUCGACCACUUCACCGAGCGCCUUACCGAGCGACUUCCUCAGUGCUUUACCAAAUCGACACAUCAAUCUCGAUGAUCCUAAUCUUAACGUGGUAACACCACCUCCCUCGCGCCGAGAGAAGAAACCAGUCAUACAAAAACAGGAGGAACAAGUACCUGAGAAGACCUGGGGACCUUUACCUGCUCCGAAAUAUUCGAGCAUCCAAGAGUUCUUCGCGCAUGAUGAUGAGAUAUGCCUACCUGGCUUAGAACGCUUGCAGUUGACACCCAAUGAUACCAAGAUAUACGAAUUAGAUUCCCAACGCGAAGAGCGCGAACGCCUUGAGAGGGAGAAAGCCGAGAAAGAACGUCUAGAACAACUUCGUAUAGAAGAGGAACGUUUGAAUGAGGCAUUACGCCCGCUCGGUUUACGAAGACCGAAGGCACUACUUAUUACUCCGCUUAGCGAUGAAUGGGAUCAGAGAGCUAGAGAUGCACCGAGUAACGGCAGGACAGAGCCGAAUAAAUGGAGGGGAGCACGCCAUCGAGACGGCGUAGAACUUACGGAGCGAGAUUUCCAGAGACUGGUACCUACGGGAUCAUGGCUAAACGAUAACGCCAUCCAAUCAACUCUAGUUCACCUCGCAACCUAUGUUAAUGAUGCAGCUGGUGUCAUUCCUAAACAGGCAGCGCCAAAAUGCGUUGCACUUUCCUCCCAGUACUGGUCCGGCUUCCGAAAUGAUCCUAAAAAUAGCGUUUACGCCCGGGGGUUGGAUCGGACCUGGGGUAUGAAGCCCGCGAAUUUCCUCGAUAUCGAUACAGUACUCAUCCCAGUUAACGAGCACAACCACUGGACUGUCCUGGUCAUUCGACCAUCGCGUCGAACGGUAGCCUAUGUCGACUCGUUCCAUUCAACAGGAACGGGUCACAUUAGGGAGGCUCACAUGUGGAUGCAGUACUUCCUAGGCGACAAAUAUGUUGCCGAUGAGUGGAACACUGAACAAUACAGUGUUCCCACGCAGACAAAUGGAUUUGACUGCGGCAUGUUCGUAAUUACGAACUGCAUUUACCUGUCGCUGGGCAUAGAUCCCAGCGGCUAUUCUCAGAGCGAAAUGCCGCUCCAGAGAAGGAGGAUCGCCGCGAUGCUCCUGAACGGGGGGUUUACCGGCCCGUUCAACCUAUCACACCUAUAA
Messenger RNA from Daldinia caldariorum, 2193 nucleotides. RefSeq names its product cysteine proteinase. NCBI's taxonomy places the organism in Eukaryota, Fungi, Ascomycota, Sordariomycetes, Xylariales, Hypoxylaceae. The transcript has 2 exons. Gene Ontology annotation, cellular component: nucleus. Bases 1 to 2193 code for a protein of 730 amino acids. Gene Ontology annotation, biological process: protein desumoylation. Gene Ontology annotation, molecular function: deSUMOylase activity. The record is from RefSeq and is a predicted model, not a curated record.